Molecule: messenger RNA, 2509 nt
Organism: Notolabrus celidotus (New Zealand spotty)
Lineage: Eukaryota; Metazoa; Chordata; Actinopteri; Labriformes; Labridae
Gene: camk1a
Product: calcium/calmodulin-dependent protein kinase Ia
Exons: 13
Coding region: 192-1379 (395 amino acids)
Biological process (GO): peptidyl-serine phosphorylation
Cellular component (GO): intracellular anatomical structure
Molecular function (GO): calmodulin binding; ATP binding; calcium/calmodulin-dependent protein kinase activity
Source: RefSeq, a predicted model, not a curated record
UGGAGGAGUACAGGCCCUGGAGGGAGGGCAGGGGGGUGCAGAUGAGAAGACGUCUGCUAUUCUUGACGUCAGGAGGAGAAGUCUGAGCGCACGAGCACAGCAACCACAUCGCUCCCAGCGGGAAGGAGAGCACAUCACAGCUACACAUCGCCAUUCAGCUGUUGUGUGGCAAAUCCUCUCUGCAUUGUAGGAUGCCUCUUGGAGAGGAUGGAAACGGAUGGAAAAAGAAGACAUCAGACAUCAAAGAACAUUAUGACUUCAAAGAAGUGCUGGGAACGGGAGCUUUCUCAGAGGUGGUUCUAGCAGAGGAGAGGGGGACCCAGAGGCUGGUGGCCAUCAAGUGUAUCCCCAAGAAGGCGCUGGAAGGCAAGGAGAACAACAUCGAGAAUGAGAUCGCCGUACUACACAGAAUCAAGCACCCCAAUAUUGUGUCACUGGAGGACAUCUUUGAAAGCACAUCUCAUCUGUAUCUUGUCAUGCAGCUGGUAUCUGGAGGUGAGUUGUUCGACAGGAUUGUGGAGAAAGGUUUCUACACGGAGAGAGAUGCCAGCCAACUCAUCCACCAGAUCUUAGAUGCAGUCAAAUACCUCCAUGACAUGGGGAUCGUCCACAGAGACCUAAAGCCGGAGAAUCUGCUGUACUACAGUAUGGACGAAGACUCCAAAAUCAUGAUCAGUGACUUUGGUCUGUCAAAGAUUGAGGGAGCGGGCAGUGUCAUGUCCACAGCCUGUGGUACUCCAGGAUACGUGGCUCCCGAGGUACUCGCUCAGAAGCCGUACAGCAAGGCGGUGGACUGCUGGUCCAUAGGGGUGAUUUCAUAUAUUCUAUUGUGUGGAUAUCCUCCGUUUUAUGAUGAAAAUGAUGCCAAGCUAUUCGAGCAGAUUCUGAAAGCGGAGUAUGAGUUUGAUUCUCCGUACUGGGAUGACAUCUCAGAUUCAGCCAAAGACUUCAUAUGCCACCUGAUGGAGAAAGAGUCCAUGAAGAGAUACACAUGCGAGCAGGCCCUUCAACAUCCAUGGAUCUGUGGAGACACGGCUCUGGACAAGAAUAUCCAUGAAUCUGUCAGUGCUCAAAUCAAGAAGAACUUCGCCAAAAGUAAAUGGAAGCAAGCAUUUAAUGCCACAGCGGUGGUGCGCCACAUGCGGAGGCUGCAGCUGGGCACGAGUCUCGAGGGACCCAGCCAGAUUACUCCCACCAGUCCCUGCCAUGGACUUCUGCUCCCAGAGGAGGAGGAGGAGGAGGAAGAUGAGCUCGGAAAUGGGGAAGAGGAGAGCUUGUCCCACUAUGAAGACGGUCGUCGUGGGAGCACUGAGGGCAGCGCGGAUCGUGACAGCCUGAGAAGCUGCACCUACUGCUGCAGGCCGGCCAGUCGCGUCUGAGCACAACCUCCUGUCGUCAUGGUGACUUUGUAUCCCUGGAGCGCCCAGAGCCUGCCCCGCCCAGUCUGGCCAGGAAUGCAGAGUAGUUAUCAGGCAGGGUCCACAGCAAGCAGGUCACUGUCACAGUGUGGGGAAACAUGCCACAAGUUUUGUCCCCAAACGCAAGACUCACACGUUAAGUUCAACCUUUGCUGCAGAACAGAAUGCACGGCUGAUUUACAAAAAAAAAAAAAGAGGCCUUCCUGCAUGAUUAUUCUGAAAUAAACCCCUUAGCAACUGAACAUGAAGUUGUGCAUUGUGCACAUAGACUGCACAAAAAGAUGGACGGUGUGAAAGUUCCUAAAGGUAAAGCUAAACAUUUAGAGCCCCCCCUGGUCACUGGCUGCAGAUUAGGUCAUAAAGCCUGCCUUCUCCAUGUUAACAAUUUGGACAUGGAUUCGAUUUUAAAUUCAAAAUAGACAUUUCAGUCAUGGUUUCUGUCUAUAUAGAUCAUUAUUUUUUUCUGGUUGAUGUGCAAGUGUUAAUUUUCAGAGAAGCUAAGUUAAAUUAAUUUUUUGAUGGUAAAAAAUAGGGGGUGUGACGCUAUAAUUGACAACCCUGUUGUCCUGCAGUGUUCUGUAGCAGAGUAGGGGAGGAUUGUAAAGGAAAACAUGACAAAUGUUUACACAAGGGUCAUUGACAUUUCUGUAACUGAGUUUGUAUCACUAAGAACCAACACAAGGAUCUGUUAAGUUGUAGACUGUGCCGACUUGAAGGCUCUUUGCCAUCAUACUGAUAAGUCAAGGAAAGUUUUGGUUAUCAGAGGGGGUUUACCAAGUUUCCACCAGUCAGAUCAUCUUUGAGCAUACCCUGGCUUCAAUAUACUACAUCACCAGCUCGAGAUUUCAGCGCCCAUCCCAGGGGGUAUUUUGGCUUCAAUUUUUAAAUUAUAAAGAUACAGAGGCACAUUGUCCAUUUACAGCCAAUGAUUGUGCAGCUGUAGCAGACAUCACUAGGGGUGGAUCCAGACCUGUUUAACCGGGGGGACCAAGUGGGGCAGAGGCGUAAAGUAUGUUUGAACACAUACACAGAUGAAUAACGUUUAUUUACCAUUUCCAUCUCUUGGAAUUAUAUCUAAUUUUACAGUUAAC